This is a messenger RNA of Plasmodium coatneyi, 4686 nucleotides long. RefSeq names its product Serine/threonine protein kinase. The record is from RefSeq and is a predicted model, not a curated record. Gene Ontology annotation, biological process: protein phosphorylation; intracellular signal transduction. The transcript has a single exon. Lineage: Eukaryota; Apicomplexa; Aconoidasida; Haemosporida; Plasmodiidae. Gene Ontology annotation, molecular function: ATP binding; protein serine/threonine kinase activity. The coding region runs from base 1 to 4686 and encodes 1561 amino acids.
AUGUUCCACCAACGUUGCCAGUCGUCUGAAUUCCUACUGGGGAUUCAAAGCUACUCCCUUGAUGAGGGAAAAAAAAAAAGAAAAAAGAAACAUAACAAGGUUAUAUCAGAAGGAAGAGGAGACGGAGUACCAUCUGACAAGACAGAAAAAGGGAACCAUUUCAAUAAGUACAGCUCAAUUGCCAGCAAAUUUGAAAAAGUAAAACGCCUGAACCAUCCUAAUGUGUGCAGUUAUUUCAGUUUAUGUCGAAGGGAAGAUGACUUUGUAUUGUCCUCUGAGUACUACUCCUUAUCCCUGUAUGAUCUGCUGGGCGAGGAAGAAAUGGACCUGAUCAAUUUUAAAUGCGUCAGGAAAGCAAUAAACAGAAGAGCGGUAAAUGAUUGCUUGAGUUUUCCCCAGGAGGGAAGCAUCUCCAGGAGGAAGCUCAUCGAUGCACAUUCUAUGAAAGAAAUUGUUCGACAAAUCCUUUCUGCAGUUAACUAUUUACACUCCAAAGGAAUAAAACUUUUAAACCUAACGUUGAGGGAUAUUCUUGUAACACCCAAGGGGGAAGUAAAAAUCCACAACUACUGCAUGUCCUACUUGUUUGGUAGCUACUGCCGUGGUGAGACUGAUCAGUGUGACAAUUUUUUUAAGAGCACAUUGGGGCGGGUCCCCCCGUUCGAAGCAGAGACUGUCACCAAUGUGAAGGGAGAAGAAACUGGUGAAAAAAAGAGGUUCAAACGGAUGAGUAUCCCCCGUGCAGACAAACAGCUUGUUAGUCGGUUUGUUGGUAACCCUUUGUACUUCCCCCCUUUUUUCUUGCUCAACGAUUUAGCGAAUGGUAAAAGGAAAGGGUCUUCCAAAUAUGACGUCUUCAAACAUGUGGAUGUCUUCAACGUGGGGAUUAUCAUCCUACAGUUGGUGAACGGAAUAUUUGACUUUGACUUCCUCGUGAGGAAUUGUGAACCCAUUUGUGGUGAGUCCACCGGGGGGAACCCCCUCUUGAAUGAACUUCACGAAGUUUUGGGGACCCUCCAGCGGAUGCGCCAAAUGAACGAGGAAGAAACGAAGCCACGUGGCAGACACCCCGAUGGUGAUGAGACUUCCCUCUAUAUUGACAAACCAGCGGAGGGGGAAGACACGUUGGAAAAGGUGAAGGCCAUCUUUGUGUUCCUUCUGUAUACGAAGGUUUAUCACCUUUUUGCGGAAGUCGAUCCUACGCAGGAGGUCAGCCUCCUAGACAUGAAUGUAUACGUCCUCUUUCGCUCAUUUGGGAAGGGGGGCUAUCGUGGUGGGGUGGGUUGCAUAAAGAAAAAAUGCGCUAAGAAUAAUUGCUUCCAUGCCAACCUGCUGACCUACCGGGUGGUGAAGAGCCACAUCGAACUGCUCUUCAACGUCAGCGUAAGUGUCCGAUUCGUCAAGUGGGUCGAGAAGAUGUUGUCUGAAUUUUUCACUCUGCACGUGUUGAAGCAAAACGUGGAAAAAAUAAUGCAGGAAGAGGGUGCAGAAAAUGAGAGGAUUUUUUUUUUUAACCUUCUGCACAAGUGUUUGUCUUUACGAGGUGGUGAGGAACAUGGUUCCUCUUCGCUCCUUUCUCACCCGUACUUCUAUCCACGGGGGGGGCACUCAUCCAUUUACCCGCUAGGUGCUAGUGUCUUAAUGGAGGAGUGGGGAGAGGAACAAUCACAAGGGAGGAUUCCAGAACAGGGGGUUCCUUCCCCAAGAUGUGAUGAUCCAUACCCCAUGAAAAAUAACAACCACGUGGUGAUAACCCCCCAACAGGGAGAGACACCACCAAAUUGUCUAUCCCAUUUGAGGGAAGAAGAGAAAUUCGAACCAACCCAUUACAACCAGUACGCAGUAGAAUACGUCAGAAGCAAUGUCAGGGAAGACCAACUGGAGAGCAAACAUUUUAUAACGACGAAGGACAUACAUCUCUGGUUUGGUAUGUUGUAUAAAAUGGACUUUUUCAACGAACUGCUCUACCUAAAUGGGGUUAACAAGGCAUGUAGCGUUUUGAAAUUGCCUUACAUAGUCUAUACAAAGGAGAAACAGUUUUACGAGUUUUUUUUUUUUCGCUUUUUUAAACUCCUUCUGUUGGGGAGAUACGAAGGCGUGCUUAACGUGUAUUCGCACUUCGUCAGAGGGGACUCAAAUGUAACGUAUUCACGACGAAGUGGGAGGUUGAGGUGUACCUACAGAAUGGUGAAGUGUCGUGCGGAUUUGUUCACCAGAGGGAGCUGCACAAAUGGAUACACCAUCUCUGUGAAGGGGAGAAAAUUCCUCAUGGGUAAGAAGAGCAAACUCAGUAGGAUCAUUCAUCGGGGUGUCAUUUCGGUACAGACGAACGCAUACCCGUCCGAUGGGGUGACGGUUACCAAACAGGAGCAGCGUUAUGGAGGUGUUACCCCAAAUAACAUGUCUGAAGUAGUAACACACGAGGAGGGUACUGCCCAUUCAUUCUUUUUCAACAUUCCCACGGAAGAGAGAUAUACGUCUUUUCCGUUGCGCGAUUGCGGCGCGAAGAAAGUGCUUGGGGUGAGGCUGGUUGAAUUUUACGAUGCGCUGGAGGAUGCCUAUAGGUUAGUCCAGUCGAAGGUGGACAGGGAUGGAUACAACCCAUUGAACAAGGUGACAUGCGUGUAUGAAAAGGAUCACUCCUUCCUGCACCAGUAUAGCCUCCACUUAAAACUGCAGAAAUUGCUAACCUUCGACCCGCUCAACAGUGACGAAUUAGAGAAAGAGGUGAGGAGAGGAUUUCCAGGACACAUGCGGGGGAUGGCCUACCUGACGCUGCUUGGGUAUAGGUACUGUUUACUGGUCAGACAGACACCGGGGAAGAAAAAUAAAAUGAGACGCUUAAUUUGUGAGGCCCUUUCUAAGGGCAGAGCAGAACUGUCCGUUAAUCCGUCAGGAGAAAAUUCGUCACCAAAUUGGGGAUCCAAAGGGAGGAUUCACGAGUUGAAUGGAAACAUAAAUGGAAGAUAUGAUAAAGCUUACAAUGGGGGAGAUGAAAAAGAGGGGACUAUCCAUAAUGACCCUUUCGAAACAACCAAAUUAUCGUUGAAAUAUUUUCUUAAAAGACGCAGGCGAUAUAACGACCUGGUGGGAAGCCCCCAAUUUGCGAAGAGAAUACUCACGUUGGAAUUACUACUUAGCAUAAAAUUGGGGGUAAGAAAUAAACACCUGAGGAGUUUGCUCCUUCCAUUAUGUCUACUCUACUAUGAUAGUACAUACUUAUGUUACAAGUGCACCAAGCGGGUGGUGCAGAAAUAUUUGCUGGAUCUAUACACAAGUGAGAAGAACUGGCGAAAAUUCGCCUACACCUUUAAUUGCCUGCUAAGUUAUUACGCCCCCGAAUUGACUUUAUUUUUUUUUAAAAACGACAUCAACGUGGAGAAGGUGCUUUACAGUUGGGUGUGCUCCCUAUUUGCAAACUUCUUCGAUGCGCAAAAAUUCUUUUGGUUACUGGAUAGGAUUCUUACUCAGCCAAGAUGUUACCUUUUUUUUGUCUGCUUGAGCAUUUUGAUUUAUCUGAAAAGGCACAUUGUUAUGAACAUGUGCAGGGAGAAUUUUUACAAGAAUAUAUUUUCGCUAGCUUGUUUGGUGAACCUAAAUUUCGUUUUGAAGACCUCCAUGGAUAUGUUUAGCAGCUGCCCGAUGUCGCAGUUGCAGUUUCCCCAGGUGGGGUGCGGCCUUGAUGAAGAAACGAACAUCCAUGAACGGGCGAAGAAUCCCAACAAUAAUGCGAACCUGCUUGAAAAUGAACGGGCCCAUAUUAACUACUUGCCCUAUCUGCUCGGGGACGCCAACUGGGUGCGCUAUUACGUGCAUAGGGAUACGUUUAGGGUGUACAGGAAAAAAGGGGGACAGGUUCCCUCCAAAGGGAGGACAAUUUUAAUUAAAAAUGGAUUGGUUAGUAGGACAACUGAAACAGACAAAUUAAAGAAUGAAAAAUUAGAACUGAAAAAAACAAAACAUAAAAAAUUAAACGAUGACAACAACUGGGGGGAAAGUGGCGACUCUGCCAACUUCCUUUCACCAGCGGUCACGCGGGAAGAUCAAAGAGGAGACGCACAAAUGGCCAACGCAAAAACGCGAGGCGUUGCGCAUCACUGCGAAUUAUUUUUACGCAAUUACAAGAUAAACAAAAAAAAAAAAAACUUAAGUGAGUUCUCUCACUAUGAAACGGACGUCGUGACAAAUUAUAAAUGUGAAGAUAAAAAGAUCGGGGGGGGAAAGAAAAAAAUAAAAAAUGAAAACAACGGAACAAAGUGCGUGUACUACAAGUUAACAAAUAAAAAAGUUAAGAAGAGAUUCAAAAGGGAAGAUCUUGUUAGGAUGUGUAACUUUCCCAUGUUUCCAUUUGUAUACGUCACAGACUUGGCGAACGAAUUAUCUCUUGAUAAUUACAUAAUUAUUGAUAUGAGAUCCCCAGAAGAAUUUAAAAAAAAAAGACUAAAACAUUCUGUGCAUGUUAACACGUUUUUAAGUAACUUUAAAAAAGGAGUUUACAUCAACUACACUGAUGGUAGUUACGACGUGGACACCCACUUGAAGACGAUUAUCCUCACGUUUAGCAGCUCCACUUUCGACUUUGAUGCCAUUUACAAUUUUUUGAACUUAAAAAUUAAGCGUAUCACCAUUCUGUGGGGAGGCUUUCACUGCGCUUUUAGUGGUUUGCCGGCGAGUUGUUUUACGUAA